Messenger RNA from Sorex araneus (European shrew), 2527 nucleotides. RefSeq names its product pleckstrin homology domain containing N1 (gene PLEKHN1). Gene Ontology annotation, cellular component: cytoskeleton; mitochondrial membrane. Bases 357 to 2207 code for a protein of 616 amino acids. NCBI's taxonomy places the organism in Eukaryota, Metazoa, Chordata, Mammalia, Eulipotyphla, Soricidae. The record is from RefSeq and is a predicted model, not a curated record. The transcript is spliced from 16 exons. Gene Ontology annotation, biological process: positive regulation of apoptotic process; response to hypoxia; 3'-UTR-mediated mRNA destabilization. Gene Ontology annotation, molecular function: phosphatidylinositol phosphate binding; cardiolipin binding; phosphatidic acid binding.
CGGUGCCUGGGGGACUCUGAGCUGGCUGGGGUGAAGAUGGCUGAGGCAGGAAGCAGAGAAGGGGGGAUUCUGGCCUCCCUCCCCAGCUGCUGAGGCAGAGACGCCCCUUCCAGCCGCUGUGACUCAGGCAGGCUGCUGUUGGGAACAGGAUGUGUACUCACUUGGGGGACGGGAGCUGAGGCCAGCCUUGAGGCCUGUCCCGGGCCAGUGGGGGUGGCCAGCAGGGCAGACACAGGUAGACCGGCCCCGCCCGGCUCCACCUACUCGCCCAGAAGCACCCUGGCACUCCCGCCCUGUCUGCCGGCAGGAGAGGUGCGCAGACCUUCAUCCUGCUCUGGCAGCCGGCACCGCCAGCCAUGGGGAACAGCCAGUGCGUCCCUCAGGCCCCUCGGAGGCUCCGGGCCUCCUUCUCCAGGAAGCCUUCCCUGAAGGGAACCAGGGAGGACAGCGCCAGGAAGCUGGUUGGCCUGUUUGGCACUGAGGCCAGUCCCGACAGGGACACGACAGCUGACAAGAUCUUCUACUACAUCCCUGGGACGGAUAUCCCAGGGCUGCAGAACCAGCAAGAAAAUCUGGAACAGCCAUUCCUGAGUGUCUUCAAGAAGGGUCGGCGGAGAGUGCCUGUGAGGAGUCUGGGCAAGGUCGUACACUAUGCCAAGGUCCAGCUGCGGUUCCAGCACAGCCAGGAAGCCAGUGACUGCUACCUGGAGCUCUUCCCCGCUCACCUGUACUUCCAGGCCGUGGGUUCCGAAGGCCUCACUUUCCAGGGCCUACUGCCGCUGACGGAGCUCAGUGUCUGCCCGCUGGAGGGGUCCGGAGAGCCUGCCUUCCAGAUCACAGGCCCCCUGCCUGCACCCCUGCUCGUGCUGUGCCCCAGCCAUGCAGAGCUGGGCCGCUGGCUCUACCACCUGGAGAAGCAGAUGGCCCUCCUGGGCGGGCUGCGGCGCUGCCACUCGGCCCCCCCGCAGGGCCCCCCUGAGGACGAGCUCCCCUGGACUCUGCAGCGCAGGCUCACCAGACUGCGGACAGUGUCGGGACGCCACAAGGUGGGCAGUGCCAUCUGUGCUUCCAGAGUGAGGUUGCAGCAUCUGCCCUCCCAGGAGCAGUGUGACCGGCUGCUGCUCCUGUACCCGACCUCCCUGGCCAUCUUCUCCGAGGAAGCUGACGGGCUUUGCUUCAAGGGAGAGCUGCCGCUUAGUGCUGUCCACAUCAACCUGGAAGAGAAGGAGAAACAGAUCCGCUCUUUCCUGAUUGAAGGCCCCCUCAUCAACACCAUCCGAGUGGUGUGUGCCAGCUACGAGGAUUACAGCCGCUGGCUUCUGUGCCUGCAGGCAGUGACCGGCCCCCAGGGCUUCCCAGGGCUCCAGGCACCCACACAGAUCAGGGGUGGUGGCCGAAGCUCGCUCUCCUCAGAUGGACGAACCAGCUGGGACUCAGGGUGCCCGGCACCCCCGUCCACCCACACAAGCCAGUCUCUCCCUGAAUCCUUGGUGGUAUCCCCUGUGAGCUGCCCUGCACAGACUCCACCUGAGGGGGACAGCACCAGCAAACACAAGUUGGAGUUGAGACGGAGCGGCAGCACUCGGUCCCCCAGGAGCAAGGCCCGAGGAGAGAGGCCUGGUCCAACCAGCCCCCUGCACCUCGACCUGACCAAGCUUAGCCUGGAAGGCAGCCCUGAGGCCCCAGACCCUUCUCUGGAGACCCCACACUCCCCGCUGUAUGCUGACCCCUACACACCACCCGCCACCUCCCACCACAAGGUCACAGAUGUUCGGGGCCUGGACGAGCACACCCUGCAUCUGAAGUCGGGCCCUGGCCGAGUUGAGGGGCUCAGGAGGCCUCAGUCCCACGUUCUCCGACAGUUCCUCAGCGCCAUGCAGAGCUCGCUGCGGUCCGAGCCCGCGAGCUCAUUCCCCUCGAUCCCUGUGUCGGUGCCCGUGUCAGACGCCGGCUGUGGACUGUCCAAGAAGGGGACCCUGGUGUCGCGGGCCUCCCCACGGCAUCGAGGUCGGGCCCCACCACCGCCAGACUCCCCGCAGCUUGUCUCCCCUGCGAAGGACGGUUCUCCUCUCCCCGUGCCUCCUCCUGCCGAUGGCCGUGCCCCCAGGAGCUACAACCUCUGGGACAAGGCCCCAUCCCCCUGCCGGCAGCGGUGGCCCCGGUUCAGUGUGCCUGAGACUGAGGGGGGGCCCUUGCACUGGAUCUGAGCCCCAGCAGGGCGGCACCUGCCAGCACCCACCCUGGAGGGCUGGCACAGGUGUGGCUAGCCUGUACCCCACCCAGUGCCAAGUCGGGAACCCUGGAUUUGGGAAGCCCAGGGUUCCAGAGGGGCCCGAGGGAACUGUCACCCUGAGGAGCCAGACUCCAGCCCCUGCUCCAGAAGGAAUGGGGGGCUGGGAUCUGACUGGGUCUUCACCUGGGAGUGGGGGUAGCACAGCUGUGAAGCCAAGGGUAUGAAGGUCAGAGGUCAGAAGGUCAGAUGUCAUGGACGGGGAGGGUGUCUUAGCAAGUGUGGGGCAGGUGAAGA